Messenger RNA from Penaeus vannamei (Pacific white shrimp), 927 nucleotides. Lineage: Eukaryota; Metazoa; Arthropoda; Malacostraca; Decapoda; Penaeidae. The record is from RefSeq and is a predicted model, not a curated record.
AUGGACCCAACCCAAGUCCCUGAGACUCAUGGACCUCAAACCCAAGUCUUAGACUCUAAUGGACCCCAUAACCCAAGUCCCGAGGAACUCUCAUCCGGACCCAAUCCAAGUCCGCGAGACUCUAAUGGACCCCAAACCCAAGUCCCGAGACUCUCAUGGACCUCAAACCCAAGUCCUAGACUCUAUGGACCCCAAACCAAGUCCCUCUAUGACUCCCGGAGACUCUAUGUCCCGAGACCUCCUCAAACUCUAUGGACCCCAAACCCAAGUCCCGAGACUCUAUGGACCUCAACCCAAGCCCUAGACUCUAGUACCCAAACCCAAGUCCGAAGACUCUAUGGACCCCAACCCAAGUCCCGAGACUCUAUGAGAACCUCAACCAUCCCAAGUCCCCGGACUCUAUGGACCCCAAACCCAAACUCUAUGGACCUCAAAAACCCGACUCCACCACCCAAGUCCCUGACUCUAUGGACCUGCAACUCAAGUCCCAGAGACUCUAUGGACCCCAACCCAAUCCCUAGACUCUAUGGACCCCAAACCGGCAAAGUCCCGAGACUCUAUGGACCCUCAAACCGCAAGUCCCUAGACUCUAUGGACCCCAAACCCAAGUCCCGAGGAACUCUAUGGACCCCAAAACCCAAGUCCGAGACUUAUGGACCUCUCCCUAGACUCUAUGGACCCCAACCCAAGAGACUCUAUGGACCCAAACCACAAGUCCUAGACCUAUGGACCCCAAACCUCAAGCCCGAGACUCUAUGGACCCCAAACCCCAAGUCCCGAGACUCUAUGGACUCAAACCCCAAGUCUCCUCUAGUGGACCUCCCGAGACUCUAUGGACCCCAAAACCAACUCCUACUCUAUGGACCCCAAACCCAAGUCCUAGACUCUAUGGACCCCAAACCCAAGUCCCAGACUCUAUGGACCUAA